Molecule: messenger RNA, 395 nt
Organism: Entrophospora candida
Lineage: Eukaryota; Fungi; Glomeromycota; Glomeromycetes; Entrophosporales; Entrophosporaceae
Source: the annotation of a GenBank genome assembly
GUUUCCGAGUGUUCUAAUGAUGAUAAAUUAACAUCAAUUUUUUCAACAAUGAAUUAUUCAUCAUCAUACUCAUUACUUGAUGGGUCUGUUGGUGAAUUGAUGUUGAUGAAACUUUAUUCAUCUCAUAAAGAAUUCUCAGUUAUUAUAAAAUUAUUGAUUUUUAAAAAGGCAACACUAUUACUUCCAGCAACAACAUCAAUUAAUUCAUUUGAUAAAAUAGAUAUGAAAUUUAUGCAGGAUCAUGUGAUAUUUACAUUACCUAUUGAUAAUGGAGGGCUUAAAUUUGUGACAUUAAGUGGAGUAAGAGGUUUCAUUCGAAAUAAUGUUUUAAAGAUCAUGGAUUUAAUAUCUGAACAUUUACCAAUAUUAUCAAAUGAUAAUUCAUGGCAUAAAGG